Messenger RNA from Maylandia zebra (zebra mbuna), 3033 nucleotides. It is a transcript of the gene edn3b, whose product is annotated as endothelin 3b. The record is from RefSeq and is a predicted model, not a curated record. Gene Ontology annotation, cellular component: extracellular region. Gene Ontology annotation, molecular function: endothelin B receptor binding; hormone activity. Gene Ontology annotation, biological process: regulation of vasoconstriction; intracellular calcium ion homeostasis; regulation of systemic arterial blood pressure by endothelin. NCBI's taxonomy places the organism in Eukaryota, Metazoa, Chordata, Actinopteri, Cichliformes, Cichlidae.
UUCAAGGGUUUGUUCCUCGCCUCGCUCCAAAGACCGCACUUGUUUUGCGACUGCGGCAGUCUGAAGCUUGGAUUAGAAUAAACACGUUCCCUUCACCUCAGUGUAAAAAUUGCAGGUGCAGGAUUUACGGGAUGAAGUCAUUAGAAUGAAAGACGACGUCCUCCGACACUUGUUUUUUCAUCUGCGGACCACAUGAACUGCACACGGACACGCGCCAAAGUUAAUGGAUCGAUGAUGGUUGGAGAUUAAUUUGCUUCCUCGUCAGGCGUUUGCUUUAUUUUGUGGAAUAUAUUGAGACAUGGCAAAGAUGCUGUCCAUCCUCGCAAGAGUCGUGCUUUUCAAGAUACUGGCAGUUAUUGUCUUGCAAGCUGCUUCUAAUAACGGUAUCUUGGCGUCCCGCGCCAUGGUCCAAUUGGACUCAAAGGUGUCUGGCUCCCGGGGUUCCGCUGACUCACAGCUGUCUGAGACAACAGAAGCAAAGUCCAGACAAAAGCGCUGCACCUGCUAUUCCUACAAGGAUAAAGAGUGCGUCUACUACUGCCACUUGGAUAUCAUCUGGAUCAACACCCCCGAGCGCACUGUGCCGUACGGAAUGUCGAACUACAGAGGACGUCAGCGAAAACGACGUGGUGUUCAGCCGUCCCAACACGAGGGGGCAGAGACACCGCGCUGCCGUUGUGUUGUGACCGAUGCAGACCCGGAGUGUCGUGAUUUUUGUCUGUCAAGCUCCAUACAGAUCCUCCCAACCCGAAGUCGUCAUAAAAUUCCUGGACUUGGAUGACAGUUUGAUGCACCUCCAUCUUCUUCUCUUCUUCUUGGGUGAAUGGACCCUUCAUUUCUUUCCGUUUGGCACUUUGCCUUCCCAGGUACGCACAGGGAAAGAACUUUGGAGUUUAACACUGCCGACAUUCCUCAGCAUCAUAACUCUUGGAGCAAGUUGGUUUCAAGAACUCAGAAACUUCAGCAAAUGUGAUACAGACCGCGGAGCCUAUCCCCUUUCGAUCCCAUCUGAGAGCCUCAUGAGGAGAACUUUAACCACAACAUACUAGCUGGUGACCUUUUGUUAUGCAAAGCUCGUUUAGACCCACCCUUUGCGUUCAUAUGUAGUUUUAUGAACUGCCUUUGACUCAGUCUUUAAAAAUAAUGAGAUCAUAUCAAUGUAUAUAGGAAGACGGAGGCAUUUUUGCAAAAAUGCUGUAGAGGGAAAAGCGCCAGGAGGAGCUAUGUAAAGCAGGGUGAAGCCAUGAUAUUUUGAUGUUUUGCCUGAUACUUUGCCAUUAAAACACCAUUCCACAAUGGAGAAUACCACUUGUGUUAUGAGGCAUAUUACUGAGUUUUGGUUUAUAAUAUUAUGUAGCCUGUAUGGAGGGCAUUUAAUUAUAUUAUUUGUUAAAACCAUUAUUGAUGUUCAUCAAGCUUUCAUCUCAGUUCCACAGCAAGCUCAGAUUAAUAGCAACUUCAGAGCCAGUGAACUGCUUUAUGGUGUAUAGCUAGGAUUCAUGUAAAAAACAACUAUGCGAUGCAUCUUAUUAUAUCAUUAACCUUCAGCUGAGCAAUAAAUACAUUUAUUCAGUGUCCUCUAACAGAUUCUGAGCGAGCAAACUUUGCUUAUUUAUUCUCUAAAAUGUUUGCACCUUUCAGAAUUUAGAGUAAAAGUAACAAAAAUAUUCUCACAGCAGAAAAACUGCGGUUAGUAUAAACUAAAGCCAAGUCAGAUUACGCAGACUGCUCUAGAAAAUCAAACAGGAAAAUUACAGGAGUAAAUGUUAGUGUCUGUUGCUUAAUUUAUGGAGUUUAAAAUGAGGAAGCUCUAAUAAUUGACUUAUAUUAGGCCCUCGAGCUUAAACUAGCAUUACAGUGUUUUUCACAUAUUUCAUGUGUAGUCACAGGUUCAGGAAUGCAGCUCCUAAAUUAAACUUGUCACAAUUGGCAUCUGUGUGCAAGAAAGAUAAGAAAAAGGAUGAGAGGCCGUGAACAUUAAGCAAUGUGAUAAUAUUGAUUGUGGGGAAAAAAGUAGUAUUGUUACACUUAAAGAGCUACUUUUUAAUGUGAGGAGAACAAGACCGUGUCUAUAGUUUUAUAGUUUAGUUUUGUUAAAGAAUCCAGUGUUGAAAGCAAGCAUAUGAUAUGUAACAUAUUGGAUGCACAGAGUCAAAACUAUGCAUACAUUUUCCAAAUUACACAUAGACUUUCAAAAAUCUCCUCACUUUGUGUUGUAUGUACAGUGUGUGAGUGUGUGUGAAUUGUAUUUACAUUUAAAAGCUCGUAUUCCCAUUCCUUAAUCAACCGUUAAACAUAGCAGGUCAAUAAAAAAGAAGCUUACUCGAAAUAGAGGUGGGAGCCAGGAUUUCCUUUAACAGUAUGACAAAACAUCAUUAACACUGGCAGUAACAGUGGUUUAUUAUAGAGAUGAAAUAACUUUUCUUCCUGUAAGACUGGUAACUUUAUAUAAUCUGUUAGCCAGUAAUAGUGACUAUUUUCAUGCUAUUUACUUGUUGUACGCUUUUUAUUAAAACAGGUGUGACUCUUAAUCUUUGGACAAGAUUUCAGGAGAUAUGAGGAGCAGUAAACAGAGUCAUUUACAUGUAAAUCCUUUCAGUUAUAUAAGUGAACCUUUUUAUAUGGUGUGACAAAAUUUCGCACUUCUUUUUCACCAUUAUGUAAAUCCUGCUUUUUCUUUAAAUUCUCUUUCUGUGUAUUUGGUCCUCACACCAUACAAAUACUUCAUUACACACAUACAACUGCCUCAGACUGCGUAAAUGUACAAUAAGUACCCAGACCCGGUGAAGUGAAAUUCUUUCAUCAGAAAUGGAGCUUCUCUGGUCUAGAAAAGUGGUUUGAUGUGGGGAAGUACUGAGAACAGCACAGCUGAGUAGCCUCAGGGUUUAUUGUCUGUUUAUUGUCUGCACAAGGUCAAUCACAGUGCUUUAACUCUUUUCACCAAAAAUUACUCACUCGUAGUAUUAAAUUAUUCUGUUAUUAUAUGUUACCUUAUAUAUGUAAUCAAAGUAGUUGAAUUAGAAUACUGCUGUA